Messenger RNA from Acanthamoeba castellanii str. Neff, 318 nucleotides. RefSeq lists its product as uncharacterized. NCBI's taxonomy places the organism in Eukaryota, Discosea, Longamoebia, Acanthamoebidae. The record is from RefSeq and is a predicted model, not a curated record. Bases 1 to 318 code for a protein of 105 amino acids. The transcript has a single exon.
AUGACGCCCAACAAGAAGAAGAGCGAGGAGACACAGCCGGAGAGGAGGGAUACGUCAUUCACGUCCGCAUCCACAUCGCGCGGCGCGACGAGCGAAGAGGGAGAGGGGAGCCAGCUGUCUUCCUCGUCGUCGUGGUCGUCGUCGGCGGCGGCGGCGGCGGCGGCGAUUCCGUCAUCAUCAUCGCCAGCCGGUCAGGACGAACCAACGGUCAACAAGCUCUUCAGCCGGUGGAAGCAGUCGACGACAUUCAGCAACAUCGGAAGCAGUCUCAAGGCCUGGAAGACAACCAAGGACAACGGCAAUGGAUCCUCCUCCUGA